This is a messenger RNA of Archocentrus centrarchus (flier cichlid), 1122 nucleotides long. RefSeq names its product secretagogin-like. Gene Ontology annotation, biological process: regulation of long-term synaptic potentiation; regulation of presynaptic cytosolic calcium ion concentration. Gene Ontology annotation, molecular function: calcium ion binding. Bases 1 to 819 code for a protein of 272 amino acids. Lineage: Eukaryota; Metazoa; Chordata; Actinopteri; Cichliformes; Cichlidae. The transcript has 11 exons. Gene Ontology annotation, cellular component: cytosol; dendrite; nucleus. The record is from RefSeq and is a predicted model, not a curated record.
AUGGACAGCGCACUGGACAGACUGGAUGCUGCAGGAUUCUUACAGAUCUGGCAACAUUUUGAUGUCAAUGAUAAUGGCUACAUCGAAGCAAAUGAGCUGGACGCCUUCUUUAAACACAUGUUGCACAAACUCGGGAUGAAGAAGGAGGAGAUAACUGGAGACAAAAUCAGAAGGCUGAAAGAAAAGUUCAUGCCUGCGUGUGACACUGCAGCUGACAGACAUCUGCAGAUCCAAGAGCUGGCCACACUGAUGUUGCCAGAGGAGGAAAACUUCCUGCUUCUGUUCCGCAGAGAGACACCUCUGGACAACAGUGUGGAGUUCAUGAGGAUCUGGAGAAACUACGACACAGACAGCAGCGGGUACAUCUCAGCUAUCGAACUCAAGGGCUUCCUUCAAGACUUAUUCCUUCAACAUGGAAAGUCUAUCACCCCUAAAAAAUUGGAGGAGUACACUGACACCAUGAUGAAAAUGUUUGACAAAAACAAAGAUGGCAGGCUGGAUCUCAAUGACCUAGCCAGAAUUUUGGCCCUAAAAGAAAAUUUCCUGCUGAAGUUUAAGAUGGAUGCUUGCAGUCAGGAGGACAGAAAGAGGGACUUUGAGAAGAUAUUCACUCACUAUGAUGUUAGUAAGACGGGUGCACUGGAGGGCCCUGAGGUGGAUGGAUUUGUCAAGGAUAUGAUGGAGCUGGUGAAGCCCAGCAUCAGUGGAACUGACCUUGAUAAGUUCAGGAAAGCUCUGAUGGGUCACUGUGAUAUCAAUGGAGACGGAAAGAUCCAGAAGAAUGAGCUGGCUCUCUGCCUCGGCCUUAAGCUCAGCUAACCGACCCUGGGAACGUUCAAACAAGUGUUUUUUCUUUUUCUUUUUCUUUUUCCUUUCAUGCCUCCUUCCUCCUCUGUUCUCUUUUAUUUUCUUACUUUUUUGUAUCCUGCCAGUUAUUUUAAUUCAUCCUCUCUUUCUACCUGCUUUCUUCUUUUAUCACAUAUUGUUUCUUUACCAAUCUCAGUUUUUUUGACUUAUGAUGACUUGGUCUGGUGUUGUGUUUUACUCCUGUUAACUAGAGCAUGUUUCCAUAAUUGUUCAUUUUUUUCUCUAUUUGAACUCCUAACACUCCUAACAAUAAUU